CUGCAUAACAGCUCCUUUGACCUCCAUUACACGCAUUUAGUGUCCGAAGCUAUGUCCAUCGUUCUGACGCCGUACUGGACAAAUGGGAUGCAGAAGCUUAGAUUGGAGCCGCAUCCGCCAGAACCUCUGUCAAAGGGUCUCCGGCCACCCGCUUUCAACCCCGCGGUGCACAUCCAGCGGUGCCUCGCGCAGCUGCGCUCCAAGGACAAGGACAUCGAAAAAUACAUCUUCCUCACCCAACUCAAGGAUGCGGACCUGAACAUGUUCUAUAAGCUCUGUGUCGCCCACAUGUCGGAAAUCACGCCGCUGAUAUACACCCCCACGGUGGGAGAUGCGUGCUUGCAGUUCUCGCGCAACUAUCGGAGGCCAGAGGGACUGUUCAUCUCGAUCAAGGACAAGGGUAGAGUUGGAUCUGUCCUCAAGAGCUGGCCGAAGCCCAACGACGCUCGUAUUAGUGUGGUCACGGAUGGUUCGCGUAUUUUGGGCUUGGGAGAUUUAGGCGUGAACGGCAUGCCGAUUGCGAUAGGAAAGCUGUCGCUCUACGUCGCAGGCGCUGGGAUCCGGCCAAACUCGACGGUCCCCAUCUGCCUCGACCUCGGAACUGACAAUCAGGAGUUCCUCGACGACCCACUCUACCUUGGUCUUCGCCAGAAACGGGUGUCCGAUCAGGAGAUGAACGAAUUCAUGGAUGAGUUCAUGUACGAAAUGUCGAUUACUUUCCCGAAACUUCUCGUUCAGUUCGAGGACUUCUCCACGGAUCACGCAUUUGCCUAUCUCUCACGGUUCCGAGACCAGUACCCACUCUUUAACGACGACAUACAAGGCACAGGGGCCGUCGUGCUCGCAGGUUUCGUCAAUGCGGCUGCACUCUCGGCGAAGGCAUCCGGGAGACCACUUACGGAUCAACGUAUCCUGUUCUUCGGCGCGGGCUCAGCUGGUGUUGGCGUAGCACAUCAGCUCACGAGCUUUUUCACGCUGAACGGAUUUAGCGAGCAGGAGGCAAGGGAACGCAUAUGGCUUGUCGACUCUCAAGGGCUUGUAUAUGACGCGCGAGGGACGCUCCCUGAGCACAAGAAAUAUUUCUCGAGGAAUGACUAUUCGGGGCCGCCUAUCACUUCGCUGCUCGAUAUUAUUGACUACGUCAAACCGACGGCUCUUCUGGGGCUUUCGACCAUCCCAAAUGCAUUCAACCAGCCCGUAGUUGAGGCUAUGGCCAAACAUAACCCCCGCCCGAUCAUCUUCCCGCUUUCAAAUCCCGUGCGUCUCUCAGAGUGUAGCUUUGCAGAUGCCGUCCAGUGGACGGACGGACAAGUCAUUUUCGCCUCCGGCUCGCCGUUCCCAGAACUCCAGCACAAUGGACGCAGGCUGAUUCCGGGACAAGGGAACAACAUGUACAUUUUCCCUGGUCUCGGACUGGGCGCGAUUGUAUCGAGGGUAACAAAAGUCACAGACAGCAUGGUCGAAGCAUCUGCGCUUGGCCUCGCCUCCUCUCUGACAAUCGAGGAGCGCGAUCUAGAUCUCGUGUACCCUAGCGUUGAACGCAUCCGAGACAUCAGUGCGCGUAUUGCACUCAAUGUCAUCCGCGCAGCCCAGAAAGAGGGUGUCGACCGAUCGACCGAUCUGCGCAAGAUGAGUGACGGGGAGAUCUUGAAGUUCCUCCAACAGAGGAUGUGGAAUCCAUACUAGACGGCUUGGGUGUAGGCUAACUUUUCGGUUUUGUUCGAUGCUUUCUGCUGUAGUAUUGUCUUGGGCCUUUAAAGGCGUAGUUUGUAGACUUCUUGGUGAUCUCUAUUUACCCUAGAAUUUGUUCAAGAUAGAACGGCUCUAACUGCAAUCACUGAUAGUUGUGUAAUGAUUUCGAUGCUAAACUAUGUUCC
Messenger RNA from Coniophora puteana RWD-64-598 SS2, 1877 nucleotides. Its product is annotated as malic enzyme. Gene Ontology annotation, biological process: malate metabolic process; pyruvate metabolic process. The transcript is spliced from 11 exons. Bases 52 to 1686 code for a protein of 544 amino acids. Gene Ontology annotation, cellular component: mitochondrion. Gene Ontology annotation, molecular function: NAD binding; malate dehydrogenase (decarboxylating) (NAD+) activity. The record is from RefSeq and is a predicted model, not a curated record. NCBI's taxonomy places the organism in Eukaryota, Fungi, Basidiomycota, Agaricomycetes, Boletales, Coniophoraceae.